CUGCGAGCCGAACCGAUCCGGUCCACACGCCCACCCCCCUUUACCCCGCGUGGGGCCGUAACGCGGCCUGAAGCUCAAGCAGCGGCCUGCUGAUCAGGUUUAAAUUGGAAAGAUUAUAGAACUCUUUUGGUAUCUAAAAAAAAAAGGUUACAUUUUAAUAACUUAUUACCUUUAGAAUCAAUACGAGAGAAAUUAGGACGAAGCAAAGUGCCAGGGUGAGCUAUUAACAUUCAGAAUUUUACACCAGACAAACAUGAUUAACAAAAAUAUUAUCAUGACAUCUCGGGGAAGAAAGACCACAAUAGAAAUCUUUUGUUUUGGGGCGGCGCUACACGCUAAUUGAUAUAAACAAGACAGCGUUUUGUGCAAUUGUGAUACAUACAAAUCUUAAUAUAGUCCCAGAAUAUUAUCUCAAAAAGCCGAUACCGGAAAUAUCAAAAAUAAAAGACACAUUUAAUUUUAAUUUUUAAAACGGUUCCAUACACACAUUCCCAACUACCUAACUUCCAAUAAACUAAUUCCCUUUUUUAAACUCACAUUACUUUUUUUUUCCUCCAUGUUUUUAGUAAAUGUUAGCACAUGUUGUGAGCGGGGUUGCCACCUUUAGUACAGGAAAAAUAAGGGACAAUAAAAAUACAGGAAAAAUAAGGGACGGUGGCGGCGCAAACGUUACGGGACGGGUGGGGCGGCGACUCUGCGACCCCCCGGUGAUUCCUCCCACUCUCGUCGGUACUUUAGCAUCCGCUUUCGCUUCAGAGCUGGACGCGGGGAACCGACACUCCGCCAAGAGAUCCGUCCUCCUCUCCUCUGGUCCGUUUGUUUCAGGUUCACGGCCAAACAAACCAUGGCGCCGAGUAUCACCCAAUCAGGGGACGAAUGGGACGAGUCUUCACAGAAUUUGGGUGGGAUUUUUUGCAUGGGAUGCUGGCAACUCGGAAAGUACGGGACAAACCCCGUGCGGUAUUGAUUCAAAACAUUUUAUUCUCAAAUACGAGACAAUUACGUAUUUGAAGGGACGGGUGGCAACCUAAUGUUGUGAGCACAUGCUUGUUUGUGUGUCAAGAUGUAGACCGAGUGAAUAAUUGUCGAGCAAAUGUGAUUUAAGGUCAAUAAAUAAACAAAAGUGGGGUAAAACAUAAAUAAGUUCACGUGCAGUAGUACAACACCUCAACACCCAAGAUGUUUUGGCUGUCGUUUUAUUUAAGUCCAGAUGUUAGUUCAGCCAUUUUCUUAAAGUACUAAGAUUGUAGUGGAGCCACAGGGUGUAAUUUGGAAGCUAUUUUGGAAAAAUAACACGGUUCAGCGUCCGUGCUGACAUUUGGGAAUGACUGAUGUUAUUUUGUGAAAAGCCAAAAUGGCGUAAGACUGACUGCAAGGGCGCGAGCGUGCACGACGACAUGUGGGCGGGAAAAUGCUGCUGCGCCUCUACUCGGGUCUUUCCGGCGGAGCCGCCGAGCCGAACGCGCGAGGCGGAGAGAGAGCAGCAGCAGCCGGAGGAGCCGAUCCCAGCCGCCGCCGGAACCAGCCGACCAACUCCCGGGGCUGGAUCCGACUGUUUCUACACCGUUUGUCGUCGGGGGGACCGGGCAGUGAGCUGCUGCACUCCGAAACACGAGAAUGAGAGAACCGGAAACAUGAACGGGGCCGUGUAUAUUUCGUUUUUCCAGGGCCAGCUGGAGUCCGUGCUGGAGCAGGUCGUCCAGCUCGCCGUGCAGGAGAUCAGCAAGACGGUGGGCUCCAGCCUCAACACGCUGCUGCUGGAGGCCGCCGGCAAGGAGCAGGAGAACCACCGGCUCCGCCUCCGUCUGCAGGCCUGGGAGAACCGGGGCUGCGGGCGGAAUGAGGCGGGCGACGAGAGGACAAAGCCCGACCGCCGCCGGCCGCUGCAGCAGCAGCAGCAGCAGCAGCUUCACGGCCCCGGAGGACACGGCCCGCAGCCCGGCGUCCACGCCGACGUACGCCGCCUGGAGCAGCGGGGAAGGGUCGUUGACCAGCUGAAGGGGGUCAUGGAGCAGGUUCUGGACUUCGCGGUUCACGAGCUGACAAAGAUCGUGGAGGCCUCGUUUGACGACCUGCUGCUGGAGAUCACCAAGAUGGAGAGAGAGCAGCAGGACCUGGGGGAGACGCUGGACAGGGAGGCAGGGGGAGACAAAGGGAGAGGAGGAGCCGGGGGCCGGAGGAGGGGGUCGGAGAACGACUCUGUGUCCCCCAGCGGCUCUGAGGACACCCGGGAGGAGCUGUCCGAACUCAGCGGGUCCAAGGAGGCGCCGCGGAGGGACGACCCAGAGCGCCCCCCCGUCCUCUCGGUGUCUCAGGACUGGGUUCCCAUCCUGGACAAGGUCUUUGGUCAGAAGUGGUGCAGUGACGUCUGGCAGAUUAAGGACCUCGAGCGUGGAAGAGGAGGAGGUGGUGGGCAGGUUCAAGAUGAUGGGGGGGCUGAUCAGGUGGCGCCUCUCUCCACCCCUUUGGUGAACCUGGAGCCCUCCCCCUCCUCCCCCCAGCAGGACCCCCGCUGGACUCCUCUGGAGGACAUGGAAGUGUUUUCUCCUGAUGAAGAAGCUACAGACGGUCAAAGAAGGACCAGCAGACCUGGACCCCAUCCAGGAGCCAAACCCGGACCCCCCCACACCCCGACAGGGCGGCGUUCUUCUGCCUCGAUGCUGCACCGUCUCCUGACUCUUCCGUCCCAGCUGCUGGACGAGGAGGACCAGGCCACUAAGGAGACCGUGGCGGUCCUCCCGGCGGACGAGUCCACCGAGCGUGCAUGCCGGGUCGGUCCAUCUCCUACCGAGGGGGAGGAGGAGGAGGGGGAGGAGGAGGAGGAGGACAAAGGGAGGAAGAGGAAGAGGAGGCGGGUCUGGUCCGAGUGUGAAGAGUGCGGUCGGAGGUUCAGUCGGAUUUCUCUCCUGAAGUCUCACCGCCUGACGCACGGGGCCUCCUCUUCGGCCCUGUUAGGCUCCGCCUCCUCUUCGGCCCUGUUAGGCUCCGCCUCUUCCGCGCUGCGCUGCUCCGCCUGCGGGAAGAGGUUCUCCUCGGUGACCCGCCUCCACAGCCACGUCCGGACCCAGCACCCCGAGGACCGGUCCUGAACUAACGACAGGACCGCGGGAACCAGAUCCACAGAACCAGACCAGGAUCCACAGAACCAGGAUCCACAGAACCAGGAUUAAAAGGGGAUAAACCGGUACAAUUAUAAUAAAGAGACUUAUUGGAAUGAAUCAAUUAAGAUUACUAGCAAGCUAUAAAUAAAUUAUAGCUUUUAUUAAUUGUUGAUAUGAAUCAAUUAUUGAUGAAUUUUUAAAUAAUAAUUUUAUGAACAAUAAUUUUAAUCAUCUAUUUAUCAGAGGUAUUAUUGUUAUUAUUCAUAUUAAUGAUGUAUUUAUAAUUUCAAAUACUUAAAUUCAGUUUAAAACAUCAUAAAUUAGAAUAUGGAUCCCCAAUUAGAGUAAAGUCCAUCCCUCAUUGACCAAUCAGAGCGUCUCUGCAAAGUCACAUGAUCCCAUCCAGAACCACAUGGUGCAGUUUACGUUUUCAAGCUCCAGCAUCGACCAAUCAGGAGUCAGAUGACAAAUCUUCGACCACUUUGAUGAUGACGUUGAAUGUUGGUUUGACGCUGAAGUCAGAGCGGAGGAGGAGACUGAAUACAGGCGUUGUUGUAGAGGACGGGACGUCUCCGGAGGGGACAGCGUCCUGGCUCCUGUGGUGGUAGGUUUUUUUUAAGUGACCUUUUAGCGAUUCUUUUCAUUCUGUGUUUUUUUUUUUUUGUGGUCAUGUUUUGAAUCUUCAAGGUUUUCUUUUUUCUAAAAUGGACUUUGAUUGUUUGGACUCAUGAAUGUGAAUCUCAACACGUAGUUUAAUUUCUACGUUUGUUUUAAGAGUUUUCUGACACAAACUGAUGAUGACAUGAGAAAAUAGGAAGGUCGUUAAUUCCUUCUUCACUUCCUUCCCUCCUUCCUCGUUCAGUGACCUCCCGUCAACACACACCUGUACAGUUGUGGUCAAAAGUUGACAUACACGUGUAAAGAACACAAUGUCACGGCUCUCCUGAGUUUCAGUUAUUUCUACAAGUCUGAUUUCUCUCUGAUAGAGUGAUUGGAACAGAUACUUUGUCACAAAAAACAUUCAUAAAGUUUGGUUCUUUUAUGACUUUAUUAUGGGUCAACAGAAAAAGUGCUGGGUCAAAAAUAUACAUUCAGCCACAUGAAUUAGCAAUUUUGGUGACUUAGAAAGUUGUGUCAAUGAAAUGAGCUUCACAGCCUCUUGACUUGAUUGUGGUUAUGAGUGACUACAGCUGGUGACUCUCAGGCCUUUUAAAUAGAGCUCAUUGGAUACAAACACCCACAGACGCUACAAUGGGAAAGUCAAAGGAGCUCAGCGUGGAUCUAAAAGAGCGAAUCAUUGACUUGAACAAGUCAGGAAAGUCACUUGGAGCCAUUUCAAAGCAGCUGCAGGUCCCAAGAGCAACAGAGCAAACAAUAGUUUGUAAGCAUAAAGUGCACGGCACUGUUUUGUCACCAUCAGGAAGAAAACACAAGCUAUCACCUGCUGCUGAGAGAACAUUGGUCAGGAGGUGAAGAGUCAACUGAGAACCACCAAAAAGAUCUGCCAAGAAUCAGAAGCUGCUGGAACACCCGUGUCAGUGUUUGGCAUCUCCAUGGACUGAGAGGCUGCCGUGCAGGAAGGAAGCUCUUGCUCCAAAAGCGGCACCUUAAGGCUCGACUGAUUUGUUGCUGAUCACAUGGACGAAGAUAAGACCUUCUGGAGGAAAGUUCUGUGGUCAGACGAAACCAAAAUCCAGCUGUUUGGCCACAAUGCCCAUCAAUGUGUCUGGAGGAGAAAAGGUGAGGCCUUUAACCCCAAGAAGACCACGUCUACCGUCAAGCACGGUGGGGUAGUAUUGUGCUGCCAAUGGAACUGGUGCUUUACAAAGAGUGAAUGUGAUCAUGAAGGAGGAUGAUUACCUUCAAAUUCUUCAGGAUAACCUAAAAUCAUCAGCCCGACGGUUGGGUCUUCCAACAGGACAAUGACCUUGGUAAUCGGAUGGAUUUAGCCAUUCUGUGGGGUUUUAGAAUGGCCUUCCCAAAGUCCUGACUUAAAUCCCAUUGAGAAGAUGUGGACAAUGCUGUAGAAACCAGUCCACGUCAGAAAGCCAUCAAAUUUAACUGAAUUGCACCAAUUCUGUCAAGAGGAGCGGUCGACGAGAAGCUUGUGGAUGGUCACCAAGACCGCCGAAUGGCCACGGGACAUGUGACCAAAUAUUAGCACCGCUGUAUGUAUAUUUUUGACCCAGCAGAUUGUCACUUUUUCUGUUGACACAUAAUAAAGUCAUAAAAGAACCGAACUUCAUGAAUGUUCUUUGUGACAAAGUAUCGGUUCCAAUCACUAUCAGAAAAAAAUCAGACUUGUAUAAAUAACUGGAAACUCCAAAGAGCCGUGAAAUUAUGUUCUUUACAAAUAUGUAUCUAAACUUUUGUACAUAAAAAUACAUUUAUAUAUGAAUGACAUUAUUUACAAUUUCUGUCUUUAACUCCAGCUUUAACUUUUUAUAAUUAUUUCUUUUUUCUAUAUGGAAGCUGCAUAGUACCAACAAGGAAAAAAACAAAUAGUGAAAUAGUAAGAAUGGAAAAGAAUUUGAUUUACAAACCCAUUUAUAAAAGGGAGUUUAUUUAUGAUAAAGAAUUAAAAUCACAAGCUGUUUUCUUUUAAGGAUGUUUUUUUUACUUUUUACUUGUAAAAUAAUUCAUAAAAAUCUAGAUGUGGAUAAUAAUUGUUUUUUUUAUUAAUAUUUACUUCUGGGAGAUUCAAACACUGAAAUUGGUCUGUCCAAAAUACCAUCAUUCACUUUAGGAAAUAUGAAAUACAGAAAUUGUAUUGACUCAAAUUACCGCCAAAAGAAGACAAUUAUAAAUAUCUUCAUAAUAAAACCAUUAUUUAAAAUUCAAAAUAAGAAAAUUUGACACAAGGACAAAAACUUGUUUAUUAAGAGAUUGAUAUAAAAAAUAUCAAUUUUCAUAAUGUAUUGAAUUCAUACUCGUACAUGAAUUAUUUGAACGGUCAACCGAUGUUUACUCUCUCAUGCUAACGAAAGCUACUCGACCGCUUCGCUAACGUUGGAACUCUCCAACUUUCCGCUUGCAGCCGCCGUUCAUGUUCACAUACUUCAUUUUAUUCUGCAUAUGUCUGUUCCUAUUUUCUACACAAACAUCGUUACCUCAGCAGACGCACAACGUUGAUACCGCAAUAAUAUUAUUUUCUUCUUUUUUUUCAUACGUCUCAGAUUUUUUUUUUUUAACAGAUCUGAUGCGGUCAAGUAAAAAACACAAACGUGAACAUCUCAGGUUUGAAGAUUAAGUCCUUAAAGACGAUUUUUUAAUGAGGUAACCUCGUCUUCCAGGACUUCUUUUAAAGAGGGCGUGGCUCACCGAAGACCGUUGAUGAUAACACGAACAAAAUGACGGAUAUGAGAAGUCAGAACUUUAAAUGUAUCUUCCUCACGGUUUCAUUUUUAAGCACUUUUGAAGAGAAAAUAACUAAAAGGAAGACGUAAAUAAAAACGAAAAGUAAUUAUAAAAUAAAAUGUGGAGAACAUCUGCUUCCAGAUGUUCUCCACAUGUUUGUUUCUAACCAAAAACAUGGGUUUAUAGUCACGCGUUUUUUACACGGCGGCACAACGGACGGCGUUUCCAAACCUAGUCGAUUUUGGACCACGAAUUGAUCAGAACAGUGACUUGCAUAAGAACCCCUGAGAUAAAAUGACAGGUUAUUGUACAGGACCCUAUAUGAUAAUGAUGAGAUGUGUUAAUGUGACUUGUGAGGGGGUUUUACACAUUUAAACACAACACUUUUCAGAUUUAUAUUUGUAAAUAAUUUUGAAAUCCGGCUUCCAGAUGGACUAAUUUGUGUUGGUCCAUUACAUAAAAUCACAACAAAAUAAAUUAAAAUCUGUGUUUAUACCAUGAGAAAAUGUAGAAACGUCCAAGGGGGGUGAAUACUUAUGCAGGGCACUGUAUGUAAAAAUACACAUUUCAAUGGAGCGCGAAGGAGUAAAACCAAGCCUUGUUGGUGAGUAGAUGUAGAGCUAGCGUGAGUAGAAGCUGUAAUGAGUAGUUGUAGAUCUAGAUCAGGGGUGUCAAACUCAUUUUAGGUUGGGGCCAGAUACUGCCCACUUUGAUAUCAAACGGGCCAGACCAUUCAAAAUCAUGGGGGGCGUGCGGAUGGGUGGAAAAGGUCUAACGCAGGGUCCCCACACUUUUUCAACUCGCAAGCUACUUUUCACUUCAAGUGAUGGCGAUCUCUCCCCCCCCCCCCCCCCCUCCCGCUUGGGCAGUUCGCCCGCAAUAAUAAUACGGAACAACAUCGCUGUGUACGUGGAGCGCAAAACGAAUACAGAAAACAACACAACGAGCCUCUCGUCUGUCAGAAGCGAUCGCGCGGUGACCAAUGGCAAUGGCAGGUGAUCGACCAGCGUUGGUGAACGACCGCGUCCUCCUGGUCUGACGCACGCGCUCACUCAGAGUGCGACCCCCAGUGGACGUUUUAGGAAUAGCAGCUACUUUUAUAGAAAUGCAAUUUAAGUCUUUUUGUAAUUCUCACAAUAGAACAUUCAUCCGGCGGGCCGCACUGGACCCCCAUGCGGGCCAAAUUGGGCCUUCAGUUUGACGCCUGUGAUCUAGAGAGUAGAACUUAAAGGGGUUCCUCAGGGAACGAUUGGAGGUCCUCUCAUUGUUUCAUGUGACGGGAUAAAAGGGACUUUUAUCUUUAUUUGAAUUGUGUAACUUUUCAAACUACGUUUGUAACAAUGGGGGGGAAUGAGAAGAAAUGUUUUUAUUACUUUAAAUAUCCAUUUCUACUCUGCGUUCAUCUCUGUUUUACAUUCGAUGCAAUACUUUUGAUAAAAAUGUGCCCGUUUUUGUUCAUAUAUGAUAAAACCAAAUCUAAAAAAGGUGUUGUAUUUAAUAAAUGACAUUUUAAAAUAAGUGUUGCAGCGCAGUGACCUUCUCAGUCGGUUAUUGUGAACUAAUGUGACCUUUGACGUAUUGGAGCUGCAAGGGGAGUGCUAAAACUCUCCACCAUGAUGUUUUUUCUUUUAUUGUUUACCCGUUUUAGUCCAUGAGACAGGAUUCUUUUUAUAGUGUUCAAACACACUAAAUCAAUAAAUGUUCACAACGACCA
Molecule: messenger RNA, 8172 nt
Organism: Gasterosteus aculeatus aculeatus (three-spined stickleback)
Lineage: Eukaryota; Metazoa; Chordata; Actinopteri; Perciformes; Gasterosteidae
Source: RefSeq, a predicted model, not a curated record